GACGUUCUAAAAACUGACACAGGGGCUCCGGGGCUGUCAGUGCGGCCGGGCGCGCGGGGCAGAGCGGGCGCGCGCGCGCGCGGCAGCAGCAGCAGCAGCAGCAGCAGCAGCUCGCUGGGGUCGGUGUCGCCUGCUCGCCCAGCUCCCCCGGGAUCCAGGCCCAUGGAGCUGCUGUGCCUGGAGGGCCCCCGCCGCGUGCCCAGGGCGGAGCGGGACCUCCAGCUGCUGCGGGACCGGCGGGUGCUGCAGAACCUGCUGAGCCAGGAGGAGCGCUAUAGCCCCCGGGUCUCCUACUUCCACUGCGUGCAGAAGGAGAUCAAGCCCUACAUGCGGAAGAUGCUGGCUUUUUGGAUGCUGGAGGUGUGUGAGGAGCAGAAGUGCGAAGAGGAGGUCUUCCCCUUGGCCAUGAACUACGUGGAUCGCUACCUGUCUUCGGUCCCUACUCGAAAAAAUCAUUUGCAGCUUCUGGGGGCUGUCUGCAUGCUCCUGGCUUCCAAGCUGCGAGAGACCAUGCCUCUGACUGUGGAGAAACUCUGCAUUUACACAGACAAUUCCAUCACACCACAACAACUCUUGGACUGUGAGGUCCUCGUCCUUGAGAAGCUAAAGUGGGACCUGGUGUCGGUGAUAGCGAAUGACUUCUUGGUUCACAUCCUCCAUCGGCUCCCGCUGCCCACAGACAAGGUAGAGCUGGUGAAGAAGCAUGCACAGACCUUCAUCGCCUUGUGUGCCACAGAUUACACCUUUGCUAUGUACCCUCCGUCCAUGAUUGCAACGGGCAGCAUUGGCGCAGCAAUUCACGGCCUGUCUGUCUCAGCUAACUCUUUCUCCGGCGAGGCACUCACGGAGCUGCUGGCCAGCAUUACUGGCACAGAGGUGGACUGCCUGAAAGCGUGUCAGGAGCAGAUUGAGGCAGCGUUAGCUGAGAGCCUGAAACAGGCUUCCCAACCCCUGCAGGAAUACAGCUCCAGCAAGACUCCAGACUACCCGGCCAGCCAGGACGUCAGCAUGACCAGCACGCCUACAGACGUCACAGACUUCAACCUGUGAUGAACCCCCCUUCCCCAUAGUCACCCAGCCCCAUGAGAACAGGACCUCACACUGGAGGGGAAGAGACCUUGUGGAACCUGCUGCCCACUAAUUCUGUCCAUCUGAAACACACCGGGCAUUCGGUCCACUCAUCUGAGAGGCGGCAAGGACCCAUCAGCUGUCCACCCAUCAGCCCAGUAACCUCAGAAGGGGGUGAGAGGAUAGGUGGUGAUGACCUCGCAAGAGGAGGCUCAAGCCGGUCUAGAUGGGUUGGCAUCUAGCAGUAGUUUGCUGUCCACACUGUUAACCUGCCUCACCAGAUGGUGGGGGGGGGGAGACUUUUUGUGGUGGGCAGGGGUUAAAAUAUAUCUGGGGAGGGGGUGAAAGAGCCUAACUUCAGUUUUAAAGAGUUUUUCAGUUUUUGUCUGAAACAUAGUUGGUGCACCAUUGCUGUUUGCUGUCUCCUAGGGAACCUUGGCCUCAA
Messenger RNA from Dermochelys coriacea (leatherback sea turtle), 1513 nucleotides. RefSeq names its product cyclin D3 (gene CCND3). The transcript has 5 exons. Gene Ontology annotation, cellular component: cyclin-dependent protein kinase holoenzyme complex; cytoplasm; nucleus. Bases 163 to 1050 code for a protein of 295 amino acids. The record is from RefSeq and is a predicted model, not a curated record. Gene Ontology annotation, biological process: mitotic cell cycle phase transition; regulation of cyclin-dependent protein serine/threonine kinase activity; positive regulation of G1/S transition of mitotic cell cycle. Gene Ontology annotation, molecular function: cyclin-dependent protein serine/threonine kinase regulator activity. NCBI's taxonomy places the organism in Eukaryota, Metazoa, Chordata, Testudines, Dermochelyidae.